AAAUGAAUAUUAUUAAAAACAUUUUUAAAAAUAUCUACAUCUAUAAAAUAAUACUAUUCGACACAGACACAACAUAACCCAGUCUCGUACGAAAUUAUUGCCGUUUAUUCUAGGUAAUCGAGGUCAGACAUCAGGCUAUUUUAGUCUCCACCCAUACAGCGAAAUUUAGUUUUUGGAUUCCUGACAAAAUUAUAUAUAAUAUCGACAUAAAAGUAUUAUUAAUCAGAUAAUUUGACUUUUUCAUCGUUUUAACAAUUAAGGUUUCUGUGAAAUCAUAUUUUUUUUUAAAGACUACGUGAUAACGCAGAGGGUGUAUCCCUCUACGGGUGUUAAGAACAUAAAAUGUUUGUGUUACUUUUCAUUUGCUUACUUUCCACCACGCUGGCGACAACUAUUGGAGAAGAAAACGUAACUAUACCAGUAUGCGGUGAAAUCGGAGAUUGCAUCCCUAGUCAAGAAUGCGACAAUAGAUGCGGCUGCGACAGUUCUGCAGCUGUUCUAUUUUAUAAUGAAACGUUAGGCGAAUGCGUUGUGGAUGUAAAAAGGCUUCUUCAAUCUUUGCAAGAAAGAUACAAUAUUCAAGAAAAAUUACGCUUGGAAGUGAUGAAAGUGUUCCAAGGGAUUACGAUAGCUGUUAUAUUAUUUAUGACGUGUGCUGGUCUUUGCGUUUGUACGGCUUGCAUCUACUGUAUUCGUAUAAACUACAUAGAUAAUCGGAUGAAAAGCGAUAUCGACGCAUUAGCCGCUAAGUUGAAAAGAGAUUUACGUUUGAAAAAAUCGAUCAAGAGGCCUUCUCCACAACAGAAAGCAGAAAGUUGUAACAUUAUUGUUGAAGAUGCUGGUGUGUUUGUAGUUUGACCAAUAAUUAUUAUUAGAUAUAAAAAUAAAGUACAUUUAAAAGUUAUUGAAACA
Molecule: messenger RNA, 912 nt
Organism: Bicyclus anynana (squinting bush brown)
Lineage: Eukaryota; Metazoa; Arthropoda; Insecta; Lepidoptera; Nymphalidae
Exons: 6
Coding region: 343-858 (171 amino acids)
Source: RefSeq, a predicted model, not a curated record